AUGCCUAAACCUGGUUUAAAAUUAAUUUUCGAUGCGUGGGGGAAAAUCCAAAGACACCCCAUCGUCAUAUACUUUGAUUUCGAGGCAAUAUUGGAGAAGACGGAUGAGAAGAAAGGAAGCAGUACUAGCGUAAUCCAAAACCAUAAACCGAUGUCGUAUGGGAUUUUCGUGAAGGCGGCCGACCAUGUCCCAACCGGAUUAUUAGAAGAAUUUGAAAUACUUACUGAACCGAUUAUUUACCGUGGAAAUGAAGAAGAAGAGACCGAUGUAGCGAAAUAUUUUGUAGAAGCGGUAGUGGAAAUUAGUCAGCAAGUCGAAAAAUUAUUAAAGACUAAUAUAACAAUUAUUAAGACGGACGAAGAGCGGGAGAAUCAUUUCACCUGUGAAAAAUUUAAUUUAUGUAAAAAUAAAUUUUCUUUUACAAAUUAUAAAGUCGCUGACCACAACCACUUGUCGGGCAAAUUUAGGCAAACCCUGUAUAAUACUUGUAAUCUGAAAUUACAAGUACCUAAAUUUGUACCAUGCUUUUUUCAUAAUCUUUCUAAUUACGACUCACAUUUUAUCGUCAUGGAGCUGCGUUAUGACGCGCAAACGAUUUCCGUUAUUCCUAACAGCGAAGAGAAAUGUAUUUAA
This is a messenger RNA of Cinara cedri, 633 nucleotides long. The record is from the annotation of a GenBank genome assembly. Lineage: Eukaryota; Metazoa; Arthropoda; Insecta; Hemiptera; Aphididae.